AUGCGGAAGUAUGGAGUCCACCACCGCCUAUCCACACCUUAUCACCCGCAAUCCAAUGGUCAGGUUGAGGUUUCUAAUAGAGAGAUAAAGACUAUCCUAGAGAAGACAGUCAAUCCCACGAGAAAGGACUGGAGCCGUCGUCUGGAGGACGCACUCUGGGCAUACAGGACCGCUUUCGAAACGCCUAUAGUAAUGUCCCCAUACCGGCUGGUAUUUGGAAAGAUGUGCCAUCUGCCGGUGGGAGUGGAGCAUCAAGCUUACUGGGCCAUCAAGGAAAUGAAUAUGAAUACCGACGUAGGGACUGCAGAAAGAAGAAUGCAACUACAGGAGCUUGAGGAGCUCCGUCUGGAUGCCUACGACUCUAUUAUGUGGUACAAAGAAAAGACGAAGAUGUGGCAUGAUAAGAAUCCCCGCAAGAAGGAGCUCAAAGUACGCCAGAAAGUGUUGCUGUUUCAGUCUAGGCUGAAAUUGAUGCCAGGGAAGCUCAGAUCAAGGUGGAUAGGUCCCUAUACCAAUGUCGCCGUCCGAGCGAAUGGUGCAAUCGAACUCCAGGGAGGCGAUUCAGAUUCGCCUUCCUUCAUGGUGAAUGGUCAUAGGGUAAAGCCAUACAGAGAAGGAAUGGAGGUAUUUAUGGUGGACGACAUUCCACUACUCAUGCCUAACUCUCUCCAGUAA
This is a messenger RNA of Salvia splendens (bonfire salvia), 675 nucleotides long. RefSeq lists its product as uncharacterized. Gene Ontology annotation, biological process: DNA integration. Gene Ontology annotation, molecular function: nucleic acid binding. The record is from RefSeq and is a predicted model, not a curated record. Lineage: Eukaryota; Viridiplantae; Streptophyta; Magnoliopsida; Lamiales; Lamiaceae. Bases 1 to 675 code for a protein of 224 amino acids. The transcript has a single exon.